CAAGGAGCUCGAACAGAUGGCGAAGGAGCAAGAUAAAGAGUCAGAGAAACAAGCCCUGCUGCGGGAAGUGGAAAACCACAAGAAACAAAUGCUCAGCAAUCAGGCAGCUUGGAGAAAGGCAAAUCUGGCUUGCAAAAUUGCUAUUGACAACUCUGAGAAAGAUCAGCUGCUACAGGGAAGAGACUCCUUAAGACAAAGGAAGACUACAAAGGAAAGUCUGGCAGAGAGUGCAAGUAACAUCACAGAGAGUCUGAUGGGCAUUAGCAGGAUGAUGUCACAGCAAGUCCAGCAGAGUGAGGAGACUGUGCAAACCCUAGCCAAUUCUUCACGAACCAUCCUGGAAGCAAAUGAAGAAUUUAAAUCCAUGUCUGGGACAAUUCAGUUGGGGCGAAAGCUAAUAACAAAGUACAAUCGCAGGGAACUGACGGACAAGCUGCUAAUCUUUCUCGCCCUUGCCUUAUUCCUGGCCACAGUGCUCUAUAUCUUGAAAAAAAGACUCUUUCCAUUUUUGUAAAAUUCCAAAGCUAAACUGAACUAUUACAAAAGAUCAGAGAUGGCAUCGUAACGGUAGGGCUUUUGAAUAAAAUACUAAAGGGAUAUUGCAAUAGCUGAAAGAGCACUGGAGCAGGCAUGACUUUAUGCUGUCCCCAUAGAGCAUGUGGCCUGCCUAAGAAGAGCUUAAAUGAGCACGAGUCG
Molecule: messenger RNA, 696 nt
Organism: Balearica regulorum gibbericeps (East African grey crowned-crane)
Lineage: Eukaryota; Metazoa; Chordata; Aves; Gruiformes; Gruidae
Source: RefSeq, a predicted model, not a curated record